UCUAAAAACAGACUAGUGAGUGUAGUCUGUAGUUAUGCUGUUUUUAUUUCCCGUAUCAUCAGCAUUUUUGUUGCUGCAAUGGGACCAUCUGUUCUGCUUCGCUUUUCGGCUGGACUGCUCUUAUUGUCACAAUUGUCAGAUUUUGUCGAGGCCAAACGAUGGGAGACAUACAAAAGCUUAUGGCCGGGAGCCGUAAUACCUUAUCAGACUUCGAAAUCAGUUCAGUUCACUGAUUCCAAAGGUGAACUUCAAGGGGCAAUGGACGAAAUUCAUAGCAACACAUGCAUCAGAUUUGUUCCGCGAACCAACGAAGAAGACUUUGUACAAAUUUCAGCUGGAUUAGAUUGCCAUACCCCUAUUGGAAAAAAAGGAAAAGAACAGGUGCUAGUUGUGCAAAUUCCUUUUUGCUUGGAAAGGCGCAAACUUCUUCGGCAGCUACUUCGCGUUUUGGGACUUCCGAAUGAACAAUCACGCCCGGAUCGCGAUCAGUACAUUACUAUCAACCUGAGCAAUGUUGCUGUUUUGGACGCUCCAAUUUUUGCUAAACUGAAUGCUACGGAGUUGGACUUGCCGCUGGAUGAUUUGCCGUACGACUACAAUUCUAUUAUGCAUGCCGACGCUGAGUACAAAGCACUGAACAAUACCAUCCCCACAAUUAUUCCUCUGGAAAAUGGUGUGACGGUGGGAAAGGCUACCGGGCUUUCCUCUGUCGAUAUUAUGAAACUGAACCUGCUUUACUGUUAAACGUUCCAUGACGGUGACAUUAUAACCGCUUAGUUUGCUGCUGAUGUUAUAUUAACAUUGUUUUGUAUUUGAUGCAAACGAUUUUUUAUUUGAUCAUGCAUGUGGGAGUUUCGCACAUUAAUUUAACAUUGGUGUAGCUUUGUGCCUAGGACAUAAUCUGAUAAUUACUGACAAUAAUUGCAUAAUGCGUAGAAAAUGCGUAGAAAAUAUAACAAUAAUUUAUUGUUAUAUUUUCUACGCAUUCUGUACUGGCAUAUUGUACUGCAGCGAUACCGGAAGCACUGCCCACGACUUGAACAAAUUAAAGGUCACAGUGA
Messenger RNA from Paramacrobiotus metropolitanus, 1061 nucleotides. Its product is annotated as high choriolytic enzyme 1-like. Gene Ontology annotation, molecular function: zinc ion binding; metalloendopeptidase activity. Gene Ontology annotation, biological process: proteolysis. The transcript has 6 exons. NCBI's taxonomy places the organism in Eukaryota, Metazoa, Tardigrada, Eutardigrada, Parachela, Macrobiotidae. The record is from RefSeq and is a predicted model, not a curated record. Bases 79 to 744 code for a protein of 221 amino acids.